ACCACUUCCUUCUCGCGCGAAUUAUCAAACAUGGCUGAGACAGGCAUAAUCUCGUACUUUACGCCGAACAGAUAACACAUUCACCGACAUCUUAGGGGAGAUCUACCUUCUCGAUCGAGGACUUUGUAAUAAAGUAAUACAGAGCUACUUUCUUUAUUUCAAGAAUGGCUUCCGCAGAAGGUGACGUUCCUGCUGAAAUGCAAGACAGGGGAAAGUGGUAUGGAGAUGCUGUGGAUUACUGGAAAAGUGUUCCUGCAACAGUGAAUGGAAUGUUAGGAGGUUACGGUCACAUCUCACCAACAGACAUCAAAGAUUCAAAGAGGUUUCUGAAGAAUUUUCUGGAUCUGUCAGAUAAACAGGAUGAGAAUAAACCUUCCAAGAUGAGGCGUAUUGAACCCUUAACAACAGAGGACACCUCUACAACCCAAAAAAUAAAACCAUUUACAGCCCUUGACUGUGGUGCUGGAAUUGGUCGUGUCACAAAGAACUUGCUCUUACCAUUAUUUAACACAGUGGACAUGGUGGAGCAAAAUGCCGAUUUUCUAGAAGAAGCAAAAAAUUAUCUGGGAGAUAAAAAGGAUCGUAUUGGACAAUUUUAUCCUCAAGGUCUGCAGGAUUUUAAACCUGAACCAGGACGCUACAGUAUCAUUUGGUGUCAGUGGGUACUCGGGCAUUUGACAGAUGAUGAUUUUGUGGAUUUUUUCAAGCAAUGUAAGUCAGGACUCAUGCCAGGUGGUUUAAUAUGCGUCAAGGAAAAUGUUACAAAGGGUGGGGUUGACUUGGAUGCUCAAGACAGCAGUGUAACCAGGUCUGAUGAAAAGCUCAGAGAAUUGUUCUCAAAGUCUUCACUGACUGUGAUCAAGGACGAAGUACAGACGAACUUUCCCACAGAACUCUAUGUUGUAAAAAUGUAUGCCUUAAGACCAUAUGUCUGAUACCAAGUUAGCCUUCAAGCGUUUAUCUCCAAGAAGUCAUAACUGCGCAAUGAGUCCAAAACCAGUUGGAGACCAACGAAAGAUCUGAAUUACGACAACAAAUUAGCACUCUCUGGCUCAUAAAUUUGAUUAUUCUCAUCACCAACUUGCUUGAUAAUGUAGUGAAAUCGUUGCGAGAAAUUACGUAUUUAUCUUCUCUAUGAAAAGGGCUAACAGCCAUUAACACAAUGCCAGAUAGGUUUUUAGUUGAUCGUGUUGUUUGAUCCCCCGGGUCAGGGUAGUCUUAAAAAGGUCUGUUGUUGGGAGUAGCGACGGACUAUUGGACAACCUGAGUGGAAGGCAUCAUCAGAGUCAGGAUAUACUCAUGAGUUCUGUUCAGGUUGUCAAAACAUCAGCCAACGCACCAACAACAAUUUUUUCUAGUUCUAUCACUUACACAGUCAGUCUUCACUGACUGUUAGUCUUGGGCUCAAGCUUGUCGCUUCGUGUUUGAGCUGGUUUUUCCUAUGUUCUCUAUUUUUUAUUGUACAUAUGGAGUUGAAACCAAGAGCGAAGAGUUUUUUUUAAUAAGUUGUUAAUAUUCACAGUCCAUACGGUUUUGAAAUGCAGCAAAUAGUUAUGUAUUGAUUUAUUACUAAACCUGCAAGUAAUAUUUGUCUGAUUGGAUAUCUUUUAACAGUGGUUGGUUGGGUUGGAAAGAGUUGGUGAAAACAGAGUAAGUCCCCAGCCCUCACAGAUAAUUUUAUGGGAGGGAUGUUCCUAAUAGGAUAGGAAAGACUAGGAUGAUUAGCGCGACUCUUCAAGGUUAUCACUCAGAGAUCAUUCCGUUGGUUUUCAAUAUUCUUUUUUAUUUUCAAUAAAGCCCUUUUCGAUUGAGUGUCGUAAAAUCAAAACCAAAGUUAUUACAACAGCUUAUCAGAACACCGGAAAAUAUCACAAGGAGCCAAUGAGAACUCAAGAAUUUAAUGUGACAUAUGAAGUCGGCUUUAAACGCGGGAAAGUGGGAACGAUCUAGUCAUGAUUGGUAUCAGGCCUCCAUCUGAUUGGCCAGACCAAUCACAAGACGUAGCGAACGAAACCAAUGCAAUCCGAGACCAAUCCCAACUUCCUUAUGGUGCUCGAUGGAAAAUUACGUAACUUGAUACUCAAAAGAAGUCUAUUAUUGUAAAUAUGUACAGGUGUUUAUUGGAAUUCGAAAUGCCUAAUAUAAUUCCAGAGUUAGAUUUCUA
This is a messenger RNA of Pocillopora damicornis (cauliflower coral), 2164 nucleotides long. Its product is annotated as N-terminal Xaa-Pro-Lys N-methyltransferase 1-B. Gene Ontology annotation, cellular component: cytoplasm. Gene Ontology annotation, biological process: N-terminal protein amino acid methylation. Lineage: Eukaryota; Metazoa; Cnidaria; Anthozoa; Scleractinia; Pocilloporidae. Gene Ontology annotation, molecular function: N-terminal protein N-methyltransferase activity. The record is from RefSeq and is a predicted model, not a curated record.